AUGACGACAGUGCAAAAGAUCAAGGAGAUCGAGGAUGAGAUGAACAAGACGCAGAAGAACAAGGCGACAUCGUAUCACUUGGGACAGCUGCGAGCCAAGCUUGCUAAGCUCAAGCGCGAGCUGAUCACUCCCUCUGGAGGCGGUGGUGGUGGUCCGGGAAUUGGCUUCGAUGUGGCCAAGACGGGUGUGGCAUCUGUUGGGUUCGUCGGCUUCCCCUCAGUGGGCAAAUCGACAUUGAUGUCGGGUUUGACGGGGACGACGUCCGAAGCGGCAGCGUACGAGUUUACCACCCUCACAUCGGUGCCCGGUACGAUGAAGGUGCACGGUGCGCCGAUCCAGAUCAUCGAUCUGCCGGGUAUCAUCGAGGGUGCCAAGGACGGCAAGGGUCGUGGUCGUCAAGUCAUUGCCGUUGCACGAACGUGCAAUCUCAUCUUCAUCGUCCUCGACGUAGGCAAGCCGCUGAAGGACAAGGCGAUCAUCGAAAACGAACUCGAAGGCUUCGGUAUCCGACUCAACAAGAAGCCCCCCAACAUCGUUGUGCGCAAAAAGGAAAAGGGAGGCAUCGCAAUCACCAACACCGUCCCCCUAACGAAGCUCGACAACGACGAAGUCAAAGCGGUGCUCAGCGAAUACAGGAUCAGCAACGCAGACGUGAGCUUUAGGCAAGACGCAAAUAUCGAGGAGCUCAUCGACGUUAUUGAAGGCAACCGAAUCUACGUACCCGCCAUCUACGUUCUCAACAAGAUCGACUCGAUCUCCAUCGAAGAGCUCGACUUGCUCUAUAAAAUCCCCAACUCGGUCCCCAUUUCAUCGCAACACUGGUGGAACGUCGACGACGAGCUGGUGGAGAAGAUGUGGCAGGAACUGUCCUUGGUGCGCGUCUAUACCAAGCCGAGAAAGGCUUCGCCCGACUAUUCGAGUCCUGUGGUGUUGAAGACCGGAAGGUCUACGGUGGAGGACUUUUGCAACGCCAUCCACAAGGAGAUUAUCAAGCAGUUCAAGUUCGCCAUGGUAUGGGGAAAAAGUGCCAAGCACCCCCGAGGGCAGAGGGUCGGCGCGGAUCAUGUGUUGGAGGACGAAGACUGCGUGACGAUCUUCAAGCGCUAA
This is a messenger RNA of Kalmanozyma brasiliensis GHG001, 1107 nucleotides long. RefSeq names its product GTP binding domain protein. Lineage: Eukaryota; Fungi; Basidiomycota; Ustilaginomycetes; Ustilaginales. The record is from RefSeq and is a predicted model, not a curated record. The transcript has a single exon. Gene Ontology annotation, molecular function: GTP binding; GTPase activity. Gene Ontology annotation, biological process: cytoplasmic translation. The coding region runs from base 1 to 1107 and encodes 368 amino acids. Gene Ontology annotation, cellular component: cytoplasm.